UUUAUUGUUAGUGUUUCUGGGGUGUGAUGUGAUGCUGAACUGAACUGAUCUGGAGUCUGUGCGCGCGCCGCUGUUCAUGAUGGUGCCGCUGCGGAGGGAUGAGGACACAACAUUACAGAGGCCUCCAGCGUCUUUAUAGCACUGCCCUUUUGUCUUUGGGAUGUUGACCGGACAGAAGCAGAUUAACUAAUGACUCGAGCUUCAAUACACAGCCGCAACAAAAGCAAGCACGUGGACACGAACCCAGGACUGAGCUCCUCCGUCAGGAUCAUGGGAGAGAAUGGCCCUCUCUCGGUGACAGCCAUGCUCUUUGAGGACGAGGAAGAGGAUGUGGACAAACUGGGCCGUGAGGAGGAAGAUGAGGACAAGAUGGCAGACUUUGACAAGGACGACAGCAUAAUCUCGGGACCCUCGUCCUCCUCGGGAAGGGUCUAUGAUCGCACCACGGUGCUCAUCGAGCAGGACCCCAUCCGCCUGGACGAGGAGGGCGAGGAGGACGGCAUGGCCUUCCUGCAGGAGGGAGAGUGUGAGGGGGACGAGGGCUCUCUGGCCUUCAUGGGUGACCCGGAUGGCAUGUCGCAGGGAUACAUACACCACACCAUCUCUGCGGACCAGAUACAGUUCAUCAUUAACCCGGGGUCCACCCCUAUGCCGCGAAACAUCGAGGGCGCAACGCUGACGCUACACUCCGAGUGCCCCGAGACCAAGCACAGAGAGGUGAAGCGAUACCAGUGCAUGUUUGAGGGCUGUACGCGCACCUACAGCACGGCGGGAAACCUGCGCACGCAUCAGAAAACGCACCGCGGUGAAUACACGUUUGUAUGCAACCAGCAGGGCUGCGGCAAAGCCUUUCUCACAUCCUACAGCCUGAAGAUCCACGUCCGCGUCCACACAAAAGAGAAGCCCUUUGAGUGUGACGUGCAGGGCUGUGAGAAAGCCUUCAACACUCUCUACAGACUGAAAGCACACCAGAGGCUGCACACUGGGAAGACGUUUAACUGUGAAUCAGAGGGAUGUACCAAGUACUUCACCACACUCAGUGACCUGAGGAAGCACAUCCGCACACACACGGGCGAAAAACCAUUCCGGUGUGAUCAUGAUGGCUGUGGUAAGGCUUUCGCUGCUAGUCAUCACCUGAAAACACAUGUACGGACACACACUGGAGAGAAGCCGUUUUUCUGUCCGAGCGAUGGCUGUGAGAAGACCUUCAGCUCUCAGUACAGCCUGAAGAGUCACAUUCGGGGUCACGAUAAAGGUCCAGGGUUCACCAUGAGCAGUCAUCCGCUGUCAGAGGAUGCGAAUCACUCGCUGUGCCUCAGUGAUUUGAGCCUCAUUUCCACAGACUCUGAGCUCCAGGAAAACCACAAUUCUCAGGGUUUGGAUCUGAACAGCGUCACCCCCAUACGAAUCUUUGAGCUGAUGUUCCAGAGUCCUGAGAACAGUGUCAGCCCGGACGACCCUAAACCCACAGAUAACCUAGCGGAGUCUUUUGGCCUUGAGUCGUCACCUCAGACAGCUGCUGCAGAAGUGUCUGAUCAGUCCCCUUCAUCCACCUCUUCCCCAUCCUGCUCCAUCACGACCCCUGAUGUGGAGGCUCAGAGUCCGCCUACAGCACUCCCCUCUCAGUCGGCCCCGCCUCCUCCCGCUGUCAGCAGCUCAUUACUGACCUCCACUUUCCCUUGUGCUCCGCCCACCUCAUCACACUCACAUGAAGUGCCCGCUCCAUCUGCACCCUCAGUUGCCCAGCAUUACGUGACACUGACCUCUACGGCUCAGCCGGGGCCUCCGCCAUCCGCGCCAGGAGUCUCCAGCGUGCCGGCCGUGACGACUGAGGUGACGGCAGCAGUAACGCACACGGUGCCUUUGGCUCCUCCUCCUCCUCCUGCGAUCACUAUCGCCCCCACACUCGGCCUGCAGCCCAGCAUCGUCAUGUCUGAUCAGAACCUGCAGUGGAUCCUCAGCAGUGCCGCCAGCGCGCAGCAAAACCCUGAACAACAGGGCCCAAAAGUAGAGAAGGUCUUUUUUACAACAGCCAUUCCAGUUGGUGGACAUUCAGGGAAUGCAGUGCAGCAGAUCGGUCUGAGUCUGCCGGUCAUCAUCAUAAAGCAGGAGGAGUCCUGUCAGUGUCAGUGUGCCUGCAGAGACUCGGCUAAAGACAAGAGCACUGCCACCUCGCUGGAGAAGUCAAAGAACACGUCGUCGCCUCCUCCUGCUCCUCCAGCUCCUCCAGCCCUCCCCGAAGAACCUCCAUCCUGCUGCCCAUCCAAAGAGAACCCCGCUCAGCCCCUAGAGGACAACCUGGCACCUCCGGUGACCCCCAACACCCCCAGCGAUGGCCUGGCCGGCAUGGAUGUGUCAGAUCUGCUCAGUCCAGACACCACGGCCAAAAUAGAGGCCCUGCUCAUGGUGGCGGAUGAGUUCGGCAUGCCUGAUAGAGCAAGCAGCAGCGCCCCCUAGAGGCUCAGGCCUCGCUGUUCGUCUGUACCGUGUACGGAUGGGUAUCUCACACACACCUGUACCUCUGCUAUAGGCACGCGUCUCUCCCCAGGCCUGUGUGACCCUGAUCCGAGUGAGUGGUUUUUGGUGCACUUUUAAGGGAGAGUAGCAGACGGAGCAGUUUAGGGAACCAGGAGAAGUAGUUUAGUUGCUUCUCAUAAUGAUUUGAGUGUCGGUAGUGUUUUAACCCCGCUGUUUUGGUAGAUUAUUUCAGAGAUUAUUUAAAGAUCUAAAUCUGCUUAUAGAGAUUCUCCGUAUAAAACAAGAUGAGGUUUGGCCGGCCACAUGCUGUGCUUGAGUUUAAACUUGAAACCCUCUAGAUCGAUGGGAACGUACUGCACGCUGAUUCACUGGUGUGUCUGAGACUUCAACAGAAGGGCCUUCAUCACAGCUUGUGGGUAAUGAAGUCAUCUGCGGAAAGUCCUGCACAUUGAAACGUUGAAGUAUUUUAUGUGUAAUUUAUUAGAAAGGCUGCAGUGCUCAAAAUAAUAUUAAUAAUGUGAUUUGUUGAGGUUUUAUUUUACAGUUUGUCAUUCUUGAUAAACUGCAAUGAACAUUUACCUGCCUUUUAAAUGUAAUUUAGGUUUGUUUGGCUGCCUAUAACUUGGUAUUUAAUUUUAUGUAUGUUAAUUUAUUAAAAUACUCAAUUGUUGGAUAAAUGUAGCUCUCUUUCCCAACUUUUCAC
Molecule: messenger RNA, 3181 nt
Organism: Cyprinus carpio (common carp)
Lineage: Eukaryota; Metazoa; Chordata; Actinopteri; Cypriniformes; Cyprinidae
Product: metal-regulatory transcription factor 1
Biological process (GO): regulation of transcription by RNA polymerase II
Cellular component (GO): nucleus
Source: RefSeq, a predicted model, not a curated record